AUGUCCUCCUCCAGUCUCCAGGACCUAACGCUGUACAACCUUGAGAGGACGAUCACAGUGAAGGGUUCCAUCGAGGCGUGCUCCCGCGCCGAGGAGGAAGUCAUGAAGAAGGUCAGGGAGUCGUAUGAGAACGACGUGGCCGCUAUGAACGUAGGUCCUUGUUCUAACCCACUGGGGGCAUGGCACUCUGUGUUGGUGGAUCCAAAUAAUCUGGAGUAGUGUCCCAAAUGCCACCCUACUUCUACUUUUGUGCACUAUAUUGGGAAUAGGGUGUCAUUUGGGACUUAACCUGGGGAGAUCAUGGCUUGUUUAGGCUGUGCAGCUACCCACAUAAAUGUUUUUUAAAUAAAUGCACUUUGUAUAUGAGUGGUUUAUCCCGGAGAAAUGUUUCUGUUCUUGGUUAAUUUUGUCUGGUAGUAAAUCUUUCUCUCACUCUAUCAUCUCUCUCGCUCUCUCUAUACCCAGCUCCAGUCUAACCUGAUUCCAGGACUCAACCUGAAUGCCUUGGGUUUGUUCCCUGGUGGUGCUCCAGGUAUGGGCCCCUCCAUGGGACACAACGCCCCACCUCCUGGUGCCCAGGGUGGCUACUCCUCAUUCGGGGUGAGUGUCUGGACCUUCCCCCUCCUACCUCCCUGGGUCUACUUCACAGUGCCUCUUGGUGAUGCUUAAAGAUAUCCCCCUCCUUACAGAGCAGUUCUGCAAGAAGAAACCUACAACAGACAACCUCCGACUGAGAAGCCAUUUUGGAUCUUUCAGUGACCCUGUCUGUGUUCCUCUCUCCUUAUAGAGCAGCCAUUUGGGGGCAGGAAAGUGACUUGGUUUCGUGUUAUUCUCUCCUAUAGAGCAGUUCCUUCGGGGGCGAAGGGCCAUUGUGGGCGUCUGUGCUGUCGGCGAGCAGCCAGCCCCUCUCUGUAAGUCUCCAUUCUCACAGUGCUUUGCACGGCUGCUGGCUGCUGGAUUGGGUAAAAAGGCAGGGCUUGCCACAGCUAAGCCCCUCCCAGUAACCUAUGACCCCCAGGGAGGGCCUAACUCAUGUCUGUGUUCAUUUCUCUAAAACCUGCUGGGUGGUUGCCACAGUUUCUACUGGGUUUAGUUGGGCCUCAAAUCUUCAGCUGAAGAAAGUGCAGCAAUUGAACAUCUUGGCAUGUUUAGAAGGUUACAAAUGGUCGCAGAUGUUUCUAAAAGGGUACCUUUUCUAUUAGACAAUUUGAUCUGGAACAGCCUCCUGGUGAAAAGGUUUGUGCCCAUCUGGAGGCUUGUGAAUUUGAUCUAGGGUUGGAUUACUUUACCCCCAACUGAAGUGUAAUGAUUUGAUGGUGUCCUCUAGAUUAAAACCAGCAGCGCUGUCCCAAAUGGCACCCUAUUCCCUAUAGAGUGCACUACUUUUGACCAGAGCCCUAUGCGUGCACUAAAUGGGGAAUAGUAAUCCCUCCAGGAACAUGCCUCCCUGCCCCUUCAUCUAAAAGAUCUCACCCACUUCACUUCCCUCUAACACCAGCCAUGUGCAGUGAGCCCACGCGGUUUGCUACAGGUCAUCUUUAAUACAAUAAUCUGUUGGAAUGUGUGUGUGGAAGCGCUGGGGAGUGACUGAGCCGGGCCAAGCAUUCUGAAAGGGAUUAUCUGAUGGGUUCAGUUGCUGCAGAGAAAUGGAGAACCCUCUGGGAAUGCUGUUUACCUGAGCUAAGUGCUGGAUGCUACAGAUUUUCUCAUCUUUCUAGAGUCAGGGUCUCUUAUCCCCUGGGUGCGUCCCAAUAAUCUCUCCUUCCUCACUCGUUCACUACUCCCCACAAAUUUAAACGCAUUGGAUUGGUAUUGUCAUGGGCAGGAGGGAAUUUCCAUAUACCAGUCUUUAUCUUUCAAAACCAUGAAGGGAAGUGAACAAGUGCUCAAUUGGGGAGAAAAGAGAGCUAAUUGGGACAUGCUCCACGUUUGGAAGUUGAGGAGAUUUUGUUUAGUUGUAUUCAAUCUCUUCGAAUAUGUAUGUACAGUUCUUUCAUGGUUAUGCAGUGCUAUUGUGGUUCUAUAUGCUACUGAGGGGAUAAAGUUAAAUUGGGAUAGAUUUGACUGGUCUCCCUAGCAGUGUCCCAAAUGGCACCCUAUUCUCUAUAUAGUGCACUACUUUUGACCAGGGCUCAUAUGGUUCUGGUCAAAAGUAGUGUACUAAAGAGGGAAUAGGGUACCAUUUCGAACUCGAGCCCUGUGAGGCUGCUUCUUCCUGUGUCGCUGCAUCAGUUGCUUGGUCGCGGUCAACUGGGCUGCUAUCGCUGUUUGCCUGGUGUGGUCUCACUGUGGUCUCCUUACGGUCAGACUGGCUCUGUUGUGGUCUCCUUAUGGUUAGACUGGCUCUGUUGUGGUCUCCUUAUGGUCAGACUGGCUCUGUUGUGGUCUCCUUAUGGUCAGACUGGCUCUGUUGUGGUCUCCUUACGGUCAGACUGGCUCUGUUGUGGUCUCCUUAUGGUUAGACUGGCUCUGUUGUGGUCUCCUUAUGGUCAGACUGGCUCUGUUGUGGUCUCCUUACGGUCAGACUGGCUCUGUUGUGGUCUCCUUAUGGUUAGACUGGCUCUGUUGUGGUCUCCUUACGGUCAGACUGGCUCUGUUGUGGUCUCCUUAUGGUCAGACUGGCUCUGUUGUGGUCUCCUUAUGGUCAGACUGGCUCUGUUGUGGUCUCCUUAUGGUUAGACUGGCUCUGUUGUGGUCUCCUUACGGUCAGACUGGCUCUGUUGUGGUCUCCUUAUGGUUAGACUGGCUCUGUUGUGGUCUCCUUAUGGUUAGACUGGCUCUGUUGUGGUCUCCUUACGGUCGUGUGGCCUCUACUGUUCCACAGGGCCAGGGGCAGCCGGAGUCGGAGACGGUCCAUCUGUUCAUCCCGGCGCUGGCGGUCGGAGCAAUCAUCGGAAAACAGGGUCAACACAUCAAGCAGCUGUCACGCUACGCCGGAGCAUCCAUCAAGGUGAGGGACUUAACGGACCUGCAUCUCAAUAACCUAAAAUAGCCUCUUAUCUCAUGUAUUCUCCUUCACCUAUUCCCCCCCCCCCCCCCCCCCUCCAUUUUUAGAUCAGUGCAGAUGAAGUCAGCGUCGUAGAUGCAAACCAGGUAUUUAUUUUCACUUCAAACAUUCAGAUUCAUUUUCCGUGUUGUUACUUAUACCCAUCAAUCCUCUCAGAUCUCCACAACUGCAUAUGGGAGUAGAGCUCCGGUUCAGAUCGGGAUAGGGUGGCCCCUUCAGGCUGUUGUGAUGCACCCCUGAUGGGGUAAAGGGAAGCAGUGGGACGUGAUUAGAUCAGGUAAAGUGUGUUAACGUGUCAUGUCCCUCCCCUCAGGUAGCCCCUCCAGACGGCAUGGACACCAAGCAGAGGAUGGUGAUCAUCGCUGGACCACCAGAGGCCCAGUUCAAGGUAGGAGCCCUCAGGUCCUCUCGCUUUCUCCACCAGCCAUGCGGUUUCCAGUACCCAACGCACCAGAGGAAAAGUGUUGUCCUUUUCGCUCCCAGAAAUCCAGAGAACAAAAUCAUUUUAGUCAAACAGUUGACAACUAGCUAGCUGGCUAAAUCUGGCACAUUCACAUAUGUUCAUUGAUGUCAAUUGUCCCGGUCAAGUAAAUGAAAUAAUGAAGCUAUUUGAAGAUGAAGAUGCUUCAAUCGAGGGUUGUGGAAAUUCCUCUGGCUGACUCUUUGCCCUUUGUCCUGUUGCAGGCUCAGGGUCGUAUCUUUGGGAAGCUAAAGGAGGAGAACUUCUUUGGGCCGAAGGAGGAGGUGAAACUAGAGGCUCACAUCAAGGUGCCCUCCUUCGCUGCUGGACGUGUCAUAGGCAAGGGAGGAAAAACGGUACGCAGAGGCUUGGUCUCCUGUGUGUGACUACGGUUGCCAGAUGUAUUCUAAUUCUGCUCCUGAAAUAUUGAAAACACCACGUUAUUUUGGCUGUAAUAUCAUGGAUUUUUCUUAUUUCUAGUUUUCUCUACCUCUCGUAUCCUCCAAUCACCCUUUAUGAGUAAACAACAACCCACCAUCAAACAAACCAACCAAAAUCAAGGAAAACAACAAGCCACCACAAACACCAAUCCAACCCGUCCCAUCCAAACCCCUCUCCAACCCCCUCCAACCCCCCAUCCACCCUCCCUUCCACCCCCCUCUCCACCCUCCCCUCCAACCCCCUCUCCACCCUCCCCUCCAACCCCCUCUCCACCCUCCCCUCCAACCCCCUCUCCACCCUCCCCUCAAGGUGAAUUGAGCUGCUAGAACCUGACCAGUGCUGAGGUAGUGGUCCCCAGAGACCAGACGCCUGAUGAGAAUGACCAGGUCAUCGUCAAAAUCACUGGACACUUCUAUGCAAGCCAGGUAUGUUACUCUAAUCAAACUUUAUUUGAAGUGUUUUUUUAAAUUGCAACAUUGUGCAGUAUAACAAUAAUAAAGCAGAUCAAACUGAUGUUCUGAAAGGAUCAGAUGGGUUGAGCUAUCAUUUUCUGUCUGCUAGUGGCACUGAGUAAUAUCUGGCAGGGGGAGAGAGAAUGAGUCCAUAUUCAUCCCAGUCAGCGCCGGUCAGUGGGCUAAGAUGCAUGAAACUGACCAUUUGGAUUGUGCUGUAGGGUAGGGAUUAACAUGGGUAACAGGGAUCCUGGGACUGUCCCGGGAACACUUCACAUUUCCCCAAUAAAUGUAAUGACGAUGCAGGAAAUUACAAAAGUUUCCCCCAAUGUUGGCACUAAUGCAAUUCCACAAAAUACACAACAUGAGCAGCAUCAUAUUAGCAAAAAAAAAAAAAAGGUUGUCCCAUGGAAGCCUUUAGCCUAGCAUAUUUAAUUCACACAAAAUCGGCAUUAAUUCAAAGUACACACAUUGACACUACAGUUCAUAAACCCUACAGGAAACGCCUGCAGUAUAACCUAUAGAAGGUGUGCCUCUGAGCUGUCAUUGUGACUCUGCAGACAGUCACGUGAUGGGUCUAUGCACAAUUCACUACAUAUGCAUCUCGGUCACAGACAUGAAGUCUGUUAGCAUUUUCCCUCAUGCCUCUGAAUUGUUAUCUUCUCCUGUCCUAGACUCUAGGCUAUUUUCCUAUCCAAUUCCGCUGUAACCCAAAAUCCUGACUCCUGUCUCGCAUGAAAAUUCCUAACUUUAUUCUGUUAUAUAUGUAUCUAUGUGUGUGUAAGUAUGUAUGUAUGUAUGUAUGUAUGUAUGUAUGUAUGUAUGUUGCAUUAUCAAAGCACACCUCUCGCCUAUGCAUGACAAAAUACCACUAACAUUUCCCCCGUACUUGAAAGUUUCGGUAGAGAUUGUGUGAUCAACAAACGGUAUGAGAGUAGAUAUGGAUAUUUUUAAAACAGAGUUGGACCCCGUUAAAAUACCUUGAUAUUUAAACUAUUUUCACUCUUCACCCCAGUUAUUCAUGAGCUGAUCUGCUAUCUGUAUAAUCAAAUAUAGGAGGUAUUCUGUCAUUCCUUGGAGGUUAUCUAGCAAGCUUAGCAACUUUUGUCAUUUGACUGACGUUACGUUUGUAUGAUUCGCCAACACUAUACUCUGGGUGUGUCCUGAGUGCGCUCUGUGUCGAAAUCGCCUACUGCUGAAUUGAGGAACACGAUAACGCUCGGAAUUCAUGAACGGCCUGUUUCACAAUUCACAACAAUGUAAUUGCUGAUCAAAGAUAGUUACUCUAUCAUUACUAUAUCUCAGUUUAAUUUGCUCAGAUCUUUACUUUGUGGUCAAGCCGACAAGGCGGCGCAGUGCCCAUCUUAUUUGGGGAGAACCGUGGCAUGGUGACCAUACCUUGGUUUUAAACGCUUUAAAUGGGCACUUCUGAUUUGAGGGAUUUCCCGGGACUCUCGUGAUAAAUAUGAAUUAUUCCCGGUAUUGAAACUUGGUAGAUUCUCUGGAAAAUAUGAAUCCCUACUGGAUAAAGGAAGUAUAGUUGUGUGCUGUAGGGUUCCCAAACCUUUUUUUACUCAUCCCCCCUUCCAGCAUUGGGGAACAUCCUGCGCCCCCCUGUGCGUGCGCAUGCACGCACCACGUCUAUUUCUAUGGGCACAAGCACUGUUCAUGGCAAACUGUUCACACCCCUCAUGUUGCAGGUUCAAAGCUUAUUUCCUGCAAUUAUAUACAUUUUACCAUGUCUAAUGUGUAUUCGUGUGAUAUUUGAGUGACUCAAACAUUACUACAAUCUAUGGGCUAAAAAACUAGCUAGAAAAACGUUAGCUGACAUGGGCUAGUUGAUCUGGACAUUUCUGACAAGUUAUAAAUAGCUCUCUAAGGUAUGCAAUGACUGACAUGACAAGAGGAAAACUGAUGAUGAUGCACUGCCCAAUUUAGAAAAUGCAGCUUGUGCAACUUUCAAGACUAAGUUGAAAGCUGGACUGAGUUCCUUAAAGAAACCAUUGGGGAACCACUGCGUAGGGGAAAGGGAGUACAGAUGGGUUGUUAAAUCUUGGUAAAGCCAACAGAUGUGGUUUGAGUAAAAUGUACAAUGUCGGCUUCUUUAUGUAAGGAUUGUCCACCAUACUGCUUCACAUCUGUGUAGCAUGUAUCAAUAGCUGCAUCUGAAAUGGCACCCUAUUCCUUAUAAAGGGCACUACUUUUGACCAGGGCCAUGCACAAAAGUAUUCAGACCCCUUGGAUUUCGUCACAUUUUGUUACAAAGUGGGAUUAAAAUUCUACAAAAAAAUUUUUCCUGAGGUCUUGGCUGAUUUCUUUUGAUUUUCCCAUGAUGUCAAGCAAAGAGGCACUGAGUUUGAAGGUAGGCCUUGAGAUACAUCCACAGGUACACCUCGUAUUGACUCAAAUGAUGUCAAUUAGCCUAUCAGAAGCUUCUAAAGCCAUGACAUCAUUUUCUGGAAUUUUCCAAGCUGUUUAAAGGCAGUCAACUUAGUGUAUGUAAACUUCUGACCCACUGGAACUUCCGACUUCAACUGUACAUACAGUACCAGUCAAAAGUUUGGACACACCUACUCAUUCAACGGUUUUUCUUAAUUUUUACUAUUUUCUACAUUGUAGAAUAAUAGUGAAGACAUCAAAACUAUGAAAUAACACAUAUGGAAUCAUGUAGUAACCAUGAAAAUGUUAAAUCAAAAUAUAUUUUAUAUUUGAGAUUCUUCAAAGUAGCCACCCUUUGCCUUGAUGACAGCUUUGCACACACUUGGCAUUCUCUCAACUAGCUUCACCUGGAACGUGCAAGAUUGUGCAAAGCUGUCAUCAAGGCAAAGGGUGGCUACUUUGAAGAAUCUCAAAUAUAAAAUAUAUUUUGAUUUAACAUUUUCAUGGUUACUACAUGAUUCCAUAUGUGUUAUUUCAUAGUUUUGAUGUCUUCACUAUUAUUCUACAAUGUAGAAAAUAGUAAAAAUUAAGAAAAACCGUUGAAUGAGUAGGUGUGUCCAAACAUUUGACAGACUCAUAUACAAAGACCAGGGAGCUGUUUUUGAAAGUCUCAUAAAGAAGGGCAGUAAUUGGUAGAUGGUUAACAAUAACAAAUCAGACAUUGAAUAUCUCUUUAAGCAUGAUAAAGUUGAUAAUUAUGCUGUGGAUGAUGUAUUAAACCACCCAGACACAUCAAAGAUGAAGCCGUCCUUCUGAACUGAGGUGCAGGACCGGAAUUAAACUCCUUAGGGAUGUCACCAUGAGGCCAUUGGUGAUUUUAAAACAGCUACAGAGUUCGAUGGCUGUGAUGGGAGAACUGAGGACGGAUCAACAUUAUAGUGGCUCUACAAUAAUGACCUCAAUGACAGAGUGAAAAGAACCCAAAUUAAAAUGAUUCCUAACAUGCAUAUUGUAUGCAACAAGGCACUAAAGUAAUACUGCAGAAAAACAUGGCAAAGGAAUACACUUUUUGGCUUAAAUGCAAAGCCCUAUGUUUGGGGCAAAUCCAACACAAUGCAUCACUGAGUAACAGUCUCCUUAUUUUGAAGCAUGGUGGCUGCAUCAUGGUAUGGGUAUGCUUGACAUCUGUAAAUACUAGGGAGUUUUUCAGGAUAAAAAUAAACUGGAUAGGGCUAAGCACUGGCGCAAUCCUAGAGGAAAACCUGCUUCAGUCUGCUCUAAACCAGACACUGGGAGUGGAAUUCACCUUUCAGCAGGACAAUAACCUACAACACAAGGCCAGAUCUACACGGGUUGCCAACCAAUAAGACUGUGAAUGUUCCGAGGUAGCCAAGUUAGUUUUGACUUAAAUCUGUUUGAAAUACUUUGGCAAUACUUCAAAAUGGCUGUCUAGCCAUGACCCCCAACAUCUUGACAGAGCUUGAAGAAUUUUGAAAAGAAUAUUGUGCGAAUAUUGUACAAUCCAGAUGUGCAAAGCUCUUAGACUUACCCAAGAAGACUCACAGCUGUAAUCGCUGCCAAAGGUGUUUCUAACAUGAAUGGACUCAGGAAACUGAAUACUAAUGCAACGAUUAUUUUAUUUAGAAUUGUUGUAUUAAUCUUUUAAAAAUGCUAGAAUGUUUCUAUUUUGUGUAGAUUGUUGACAAAUCCAUUGUAAUCCCACUUUGUAACACAAUGUGAAGAAAUCCAAGGGGUCUGAAUACUUUUGCAAGGCACUGUAUAUAUAAGGAAUAGGAUGCCAUUCAGUACUAUAGGGUGCUAUUUCAGAAGCCGCCACGUUAACCUUUCUGCUUGAUUAAUUCUUAAUUCUACUCACCUUAGAAGCAAUGGAUGUGUGCAUGCCAGUGUUAGAUGAGGUUCCUGACCUUUGCCCUUUGACCCCUCCCCAGCUGGCCCAGAGGAAGAUCCAGGAGAUAUUGUCCCAGGUGAGACGGCAACAACAGCCCAAACCCUCGCCCCGCGGGGAGGGGCCGACCCUCGCCCGCCCCUCCCGGAAGUAGACGGGGGGCCAGUGACUGAACCGCCUGAAGACAAAGCAGAGACCAGAGGGGAAACACGGGCAUCAAGGGUCAUGGGUACCCUACUGUACACCCCCACCCCCCUCUCAGUGACCUCCUCGACCGACACACCACAGUGUGGAUAAGACCUUAAACCCCCCACCCCCCCAUCACCUCACCUCUCUGAGAAUGUAUUUCAGGGGGUUCCAACGUUGUCACACACCCUCUCACCACACGGAUGGGUCCUGAUUGGUUCCUCAUUCGUUUAAGAAAGAAAUAAGAAUUAUCCCCUUCCCUGGUGUGGUAACACUCAACCACCUCACAUGUUGAUGACAGGUGUUCAUUUUGACACAAGUUUCAGUUUUUACCUUUUUUUAUUUAGUAUUUUGUUUUUCGCCCUGGAUGAGGUGUUUGUUUAAUUGGUUGAUGAAGCUUUCUCUCCUGAGUUUUCUGUGGCAAGAAAAAGGCAUUGCUUGGAGUCCUGGUAGGAUGAUGAGAGGGGGGAGGGGUUUAGAUGGAGUGGCAGGGCUAGGGGUAAUACUCUUGUUUGAUUGGACAGGGGCCCCGGUGGUGGUUUAACCGGGUGCCCCUGUGCCGGUGUUGAUAGUGGCAUUUUAUAAAUUCGGAUGCAUUUUAUAGAUAUAUAAAUAUAUUUAGAGUUGAGGAUAACACUGUCGUUAACACUUAAGGGACGUGUUGAACAGUGUUGGCCAGGAAAACCAAUUUAAUAUGCAUUUUACUGAACUACCUCAGGAUCUCUAGUACCUCAAGAAGAUGAAGAUUAAAAAUAAAAAUAAAAAUGGAUUAUAUAUAUAUAUAAUAUAUAUAUGAGAAAAACAGUUAUUUUAUUUUUUAUUUUGCUUUGUGGUAUUUUGUAUACUUUAUAAAGCUAAUAGUUCUUGAACAUUUUUAUUUUUUUAAGAAAAUUAAACAUUUGGUCGGCUGCCAACUGACCUUGCCUUCAACUCUAGCGCUCUCCGGCGGCAUCAACGUGUACGAUGUCUGUGUGUGACGACGGUGGCCCUGUACAUAAAGUCUGUCUGUACACACUGCCCAGGGCAGAGUUGGGGCCCUACUCAGUUGGCUGUUGAUUGGAGUAUCGAGAGAAAAUAAAUCGCCUCAGUUUUCCUGAUGAAUCCACCAUCUUCUGAAAACUACAAAAAAUAACGACUAUAUUAGAGUAAUGCCGAUUCAUGCCAACCGUACAUACUGCAGCGACGCCGUUUCGUUUUGGGGUUCUGACACUUAUUGUUGAUGGUACGUUUAAUUUUUCACACUUAAUGUUUUUUCUUCUGCCUUCUGCAAUGGGAUAGCACGCAAUGGAUGGGCCUGAGCACUGAGUUCUCUAUGUAGCCAUCAUAGAAAUAGACAUGGAAGAGCUGUUGGUCUGUUGGUUGUAUUUCUGUUACCUGUUUAGGCCUUGAACCAUCAUCAUAGUCUGAAAUGGCACCCUAUUUCCCAUAGUGCUCCAAGUUGUGCAAUGGGGAAUAGGGUGCAAUUUGGAAGUUACCCCAGGGUUCUGACAGGCUAAAGUGCAGUCCACAGCCUGACUAGGUUUUAUUUAAUUUUUUUCAUAGAGCGAGCUUGGCCAUGUGUGGUGGCCCCAGUAGCCACCAAGUUGGUCUGUUAGUGUCAUUCACUGCAUGGUGAAGGUAGGGGGGAUUCACACUGAUGGAUGCUUUUAUUGCUAUAGAAUCUACUGUAACUGUUUAACCAGCAGCAGCAGCUGUAACCUUGAUUUGAAGUGAGAGAACGCAGUUAAAAUUAGUAUUCAUUACAAAAAGCCAAGAGGCACACAAAAACAUUUACUAAAUAAACCCUGAUUGGGACGAGGAAUAUCAGUUUAAAAAAUCCAACGACGAAAUACUAUACCAAGUUUAUCCUUUUUUUUAUGCAGAAUGUAAAUGUUUUGAUUUUGGUAAAAGUGUUUGAGUGUAUUCAUUCUUCCACAAUAGAACGCCGUCUACCUCAGCUGAGGGGGGGUUUGUGGCGGCAUGCGCCCUCACCCCGCCUAGCGCCCACGCGCUCGCUGCGAUACCUCAGUCCCCCGCAACACUUCUCUGCAUGGGCGCGUGCGUGCUCACGCAGUCCAACCUCGCGCUUACGUACAUGAGGGGCACAAGUGACGUUUAUUCCCCCCUCCUCCCUCACCCCUUCCUCAUCCUCUGUUUUUUGAUCUACCUCUUUAGACAUACAUUUGAAUUAGAGGCAUACUUCUAUUUGUUAGAUUUAGCGUUCUUCUCCCGCUCCCCCUUCCGCUUUCCCAGAUAUUAAUGAAAAUAAACAAAUCAUGUUGUACUCUCUUAGAAUUUAAACGAAUAAUCGAAAAGUGAUCAGAAAUAUUUCCUUUGCCAGCAUUUAUAUAAUCUACUCUUCUAGUUUAGUUGAUUGAAAAUCCUCAAACGUUGCUUUUUUCUGCUUUUAUUUUUGGUAGUGUGGCUUCCAUGUAUUUAACUUUCUUGCUUGGGUUUUUUGUGAAAAAAGAUCAUUCACCCGUAAUUUGUUUUUGAUUCAAUGAAUGGAUGAUAAGUAAAAAUAAUUAUUAAAACUGAAGAAGAAGAAAAGGCCUGCCUUUUUUGUUUCUGGUUUAUGAGACUAACAAUAAAUACUGUCUUUCUUACCUUUGUCUUCAUGGAUGCUACAUUAAUUUGAUAGCGAUUUGUUCUGUUAGCAUUUUCUUAGCUGUGUAACAUGGAAAAUCAUGUUUGUGGGGAAAGUGGAGGGACUGGGUUUGGGAGUCCGUUUUUGGAAAAGUGGUCUGAUUUAACCAUGAUUCCCCCCCUCCCCUGCCCCCUCUCUACGACCAUGCUUGUGCCCCUUCACCCCCAUCACGCAGCUCCACUUGUCAAACGCCUCUGAAUAAAAUAAAAAAGUGAAAUUGGC
Molecule: messenger RNA, 11679 nt
Organism: Coregonus sp. 'balchen'
Lineage: Eukaryota; Metazoa; Chordata; Actinopteri; Salmoniformes; Salmonidae
Source: the annotation of a GenBank genome assembly